AUGAGGAAACGCGGGUAUCAUUUUCUUCCGUUCAAUCAUGGGUUCUUGAUGAUGCGAUUCUUUUUUAAUGCUGAUGGGAUCACUUGUUGGGUCGGCUGGAAAACGGGAGCGAUGUGAAAAGGGUGAUGUGCACCGUGAUGGGGAUUACCAUCGAGCAGUUCAUGUGUGGAUAUAUUCAGAGAGUACACAGGAACUUCUCCUCCAGAAGCGUGCUGACUGCAAGGACUCGUGGCCAGGCUGCUGGGAUAUUUCGAGUGCUGGCCAUAUAUCUGCUGGCGAUUCCUCGCUUGUGACAGCCCAGAGGGAACUUGAGGAGGAGCUAGGGAUAGUCCUUCCAAAAGAUGCAUUUGAGUUGUUAUUUAUUUUUCUUCAAGAGUGUGUGACAAAUGAUGGUGAUUUCAUCAAUAAUGAAUUUAAUGAUGUCUAUCUGGUGACCACUCUUGAUCCAAUUCCAUUGGAGGCCUUUACGCUGCAGGAAAGCGAAGUAUCUGCUGUUAAGUACUUAUCUUAUGAUGAGUAUAGAAGUUUCCUUGCUAAAGAAGAUCCUGAGUACACCCCAUUUGACGUGAAUGGGCAGUACGGGCAACUAUUUGACAUAAUUACACAAAGGUACAACCAGAAGGCCAUUGACCGCAGCUUGGCUCUACAAAAGAAAAUCCAUCGCUAUGCUUCUGUUACCCUCAAGGCAGAGCUUUCAGGGCUUUCAAAUGGAGAAAGGGAAGCCCUGCUUUUAGUAAUUGAGGCUGCAAAAGUUAUUGAUGAGAUCUUCUACCUACAGGUAUGGUACAACAAUCCAGCUUUGAGGGAUUGGUUGAAGGAGCAUGCUGCUUCGUCAGAGCUGGACAAGCUUAAAUGGAUAUACUAUUCAAUAAAUAAAAGUCCAUGGUCUUGCCUUGAUGAGAAUGAGGCAUUUUUGACAACUGCAGAUUCAGCUGUUAAGUUGCUCUCCAAACCUGCAAAGCAAGUAAAUGGGUGGAAGGGUAUAGAAUAUAAGGUUGCAUUUCCCAUGCAAAAACCACCCAGUGCAAACUUUUAUCCUCCUGACAUGGAAAAAGAGGAAUUUGAUUUAUGGAAGAGUAGCUUAUCAAAAGAUGAACAAUCGGAGGCAACUGGCUUUUUCAACGUCAUUAAGAGGAAAAGUCAAUCUAGUUUGGACGGAGCCUCAUCUAUAGUUUCUGACGAAAGUAAUAAUAAUAAUACAGUCAAACCAGUUCAUGACCUUUUUAUUGUCCCCUAUUCACAAGAGUACAGAGCUUUGCUUACAAAAGCUGCUGAACUGUUGCAUAAAGCUGGAAAUUCAACUAGCUCCCCAAGCUUGAAGAGACUAUUGCAAAGCAAGGCUGAAGCCUUUUUGUCCAAUGACUAUUAUGACUCAGACAUUGCCUGGAUGGAGUUGGACUCCAAGUUGGAUGUGACUAUUGGCCCUUAUGAGACUUAUGAAGAUGCGCUAUUUGGCUACAAGGCGACAUUUGAAGCUUUUAUUGGUAUUCGUGAUGACAAGGCGACUUCUCAAUUAAAACUCUUUGGAGAUAAUCUUCAGGUAUUGGAACAAAAUCUGCCUUUGGACAGUGUAUACAAAUCGCUAGAUGUGAUUGCUGCACCAAUACGUGUCAUUCAGCUUGUUUACAAUGCAGGGGAUGUCAAGGGCCCUCAAACUGUUGCUUUUAAUUUACCAAAUGAUGAGCGUAUCGUGAAGGAUCGAGGAACAUCAAUGGUCAUCCUCAAGAAUGUUUCAGAAGCAAAGUUCAAGCAUAUUCUCCAGCCCAUAGCAGCUGCAUGCAUUUCAAGGGAACAAUGUGGGCUAGUAGAUUUCGAUUCUUUCUUUACUCACACGAUUUGCCAUGAGUGCUGCCAUGGAAUUGGCCCCCAUACCAUAACUCUACCAAAUGGUCAGAAGUCUACAGUGAGACUAGAGCUUCAAGAACUUCACUCAGCUUUGGAAGAAGCAAAAGCUGAUAUAGUUGGUCUGUGGGCGCUAAAGUUUCUUAUUGACCAGGACUUGCUUCCAAAGACUUUGGUUAAGUCAAUGUAUGUCUCUUUUUUAGCUGGAUGCUUUCGCUCGGUUCGUUUUGGCUUAGAGGAAGCUCAUGGGAAAGGUCAGGCGUUGCAGUUCAACUGGUUAUUUGAGAAAGGAGCACUCGUGUUGCAUGAUGAUGAAACAUUCAGCGUCGAUUUUACAAAGGUUGAAGGUGCCGUAGAAAGCUUGAGCCGGGAGAUACUCACAAUUCAAGCAAAAGGUGACAAGCGGGCUGCAAGGUCCCUCAUCAAUAGAUAUUGCAAAAUGACAGAUCCACUCAAAUCUGCUUUGCAGAGACUAGAAAACAUUCAGGUCCCAGUGGACAUUGCUCCCAUAUUUCCGAUUGCUGAUUUGGUGUCGGAGUGAAAGGAUCGGAGUGAAAGGAAAGGAGUACUCCGUGCUCAGCUUGUCUUCUCAGCUGUUGUGGCAUUCUAUAUUAAUUCAUGAGAAUCAGGCUUUAUUCCCCCGCGAGAACGAAGAAAUAACUGGAAGAGCCCUUCCAAAUGACAUUAUGGCGUCUUCCAUCAGUUAUAAUUGGCAAAACUCUUCAUGCUUAAUACAGUGAUUUAUGAUAAGUAUAGGAGAGGGAAUGUCUUUACGUUACAUGUUCUGUUAGAAUGAUAAUUUCCUAAUCACAUAUAUAUAUAUAAUUAUUAAAAAAAAAAAAAAA
Messenger RNA from Eucalyptus grandis, 2687 nucleotides. Its product is annotated as nudix hydrolase 3. The transcript is spliced from 21 exons. NCBI's taxonomy places the organism in Eukaryota, Viridiplantae, Streptophyta, Magnoliopsida, Myrtales, Myrtaceae. Gene Ontology annotation, molecular function: dipeptidyl-peptidase activity. Gene Ontology annotation, cellular component: cytoplasm. The coding region runs from base 68 to 2383 and encodes 771 amino acids. The record is from RefSeq and is a predicted model, not a curated record.